AUGGCUAUCCACCCAUCUCCUUCCCCUCACCCCUCUCUCUUCACGCAUGGCUAUCCACCCAUCUCCUUCCCCUCACCCCUCUCUCUCCACGCAUGGCUAUCCACCCAUCUCCUUCCCCUCACCCCUCUCUCUCCACGCAUGGCUAUCCACCCAUCUCCUUCCCCUCACCCCUCUCUCUCCACGCAUGGCUAUCCACCCAUCUCCUUCCCCUCACCCCUCUCUUCACGCAUGGCUAUCCACCCAUCUCCUUCCCCUCACCCCUCUCUCUCAACGCAUGGCUAUCCACCCAUCUCCUUCCCCUCACCCCUCUCUCUCCACGCAUGGCUAUCCACCCAUCUCCUUCCCCUCACCCCUCUCUCUCCACGCAUGGCUAUCCACCCAUCUCCUUCCCCUCACCCCUCUCUCUCCACGCAUGGCUAUCCACCCAUCUCCUUCCCCUCACCCCUCUCUCUCCACGCAUGGCUAUCCACCCAUCUCCUUCCCCUCACCCCUCUCUCUCCACGCAUGGCUAUCCACCCAUCUCCUUCCCCUCACCCCUCUCUCUCCACGCAUGGCUAUCCACCCAUCUCCUUCCCCUCACCCCUCUCUCUCCACGCAUGGCUAUCUACCCAUCUCCUUCCCCUCACCCCUCUCUCUCCACGCAUGGCUAUCCACCCAUCUCCUUCCCCUCACCCCUCUCUCUCCACGCAUGGCUAUCCACCCAUCUCCUUCCCCUCACCCCUCUCUCUCCACGCAUGGCUAUCCACCCAUCUCCUUCCCCUCACCCCUCUCUCUCCACCCCCUCUCCUUCACUCUCACUCUCUCCUCCGCUCCAUCCCUGCACAGCACGAGCAGUUCAACCGGCGGGGGGACUUCCCAGCCAAGGUGGCGGAGGGCGCGUGGCCCUUCUCCUGUGCGCGCGCCAGCCAUGCCAACUGCAUCGCCCUGCCCUAUGGCAUCUACAGCCAUGGCGCACGCGUGCUCUGUGCUGGGGGGGACGAGGAGCGGGAAGGAGGGGAGGCGGGGGAGGGGGACGAGGUGAAUGGGGGCGGGGCUGUGGUGAUGGCGCAGCUCCAGGUGGGGGGAGGCAGGCAGGAGGGCAGUGCGCCGCAGUAA
Messenger RNA from Closterium sp. NIES-65, 1095 nucleotides. Lineage: Eukaryota; Viridiplantae; Streptophyta; Zygnematophyceae; Desmidiales; Closteriaceae. The record is from the annotation of a GenBank genome assembly.